GCCAUAAUGUCUUAAAUACAAAUUCCAGCUAUGUUCUGUUGCAAGCAGAAAUAAGUGAAAAAUCCAACAAUGCGAGCUUUUGGACGAUCAGCUGGCCCUGUGUCUCUGCUCGUCCGUUCACGGAGAGUGGUUAUCCAGGCCGCUUGUGCACUUUUAAAUCCCGCAAAGUAAAUAACAACCCUGGCAAUAAUAGCAAGGUACCAAGUUCUUGUUACAGAAAGGGAGAAAAUUGAAACUAAACGCUGCAUUUAGACGACCAUUUUUGAUAAGAGGAUAAUUGAGGCGACACUGGCGUAUAAUUAGCGGAUAAUUUAUGCUAUAUCUACUUUUAUUCCACCUCCAAAAAUAAACUUCGUCCAUAAUCAUUACAGAUGAAUUGUUCACAAUUUUAUUGGAGCAAUUUGAAUACAGUGUAGCGGGUAAUCAAAUGGGAUUUGGAUAUAACUGAUUGCGACUAUAAUUAGUUUUUCAUCACCAUUUAAAGUAAAUGAACGCCAUAUUAUGAAGUAACGUGUUGACCAUAAAAAUGAAACGAUGUGAAAUGUGAAUUAAGUGAGCGUUGUAGUGUGUAUUUACAGCGUGGUUUAUAAUGUGAACGCGAUUUGCCAAACCACUAACUGCAUGUGCAAUUUACAUACAUUUUCAACUGUAACGAGCUCCUGAUUGCAGCGGGGAAAUGCUGUCAGUUAGCCGGGACAUCCAAUGACAGAACCUUGGACUGUGACUUGUGCGUAAUUACGAUAGAGCUAGCACGCAUCGCGUAAUUACGCAGUUAACAAUUAAGUUUAUACGAAUUCGUUACGGAAGUGUUCAGAUUAGGCUACUCUCUUAAUAAUUGAUCAUAAUUCGCAAGACUCUAAACGAUUGCUCUAUUCGUAAAAUUAUAGUGCCAGCUUUAACACGAUUGUAAUAUAGCCUACCCUGAUCAUCAGCUCACUGGCUCAUUAACGCAACUUAAUCAGAUCAGACGCUGUUCAUAACCUGUUAUUGUGGUUAUCACACCUUUCAAACCCUUCUUGUCUUUAAAAUCAUAUUUACAAGUAAUUGUUUUGUGAACUACCGAGGGAUACCCCACCGUUAUUAUCCUCCUCAUAGAGCAGUUAAGAUAGGUUAACUCGCUGUAAAGUCUCAGCUAAGCAGAGAACUGAUGACGUGAGGUUGAGUGACCAAUAGGAAGGCGCUGCCCUUUGGAGACAAACCAUUUUACUUGUAGUGUCUGCAUCAAGUCUAGAAGCAAGGACUCAAAUUUAACAGAAUCCACCUUAUAAUCUCCUGCCUUUACUCAAGCCCACCUUUCGCCAUACCGCGCGAGAAAAACGGAAGGGAGAAAAAAGAGGGAUUUCGGAGUAAUAAGGCAGCAUUCUCUAAACAAGGGGGAAAGAAGACCACAACAGGACCUAUUUGGGCUUGAGAGACGGGAGGGGGGAGUAAGUACUCUCAAGGCAGAAAAUUUGAUGAUGACCAUGACUACGAUGGCUGACGGUCUGGAGGCUCAGGACUCGUCAAAAUCGGCUUUCAUGGAGUUUGGUCAGCAGUCGCACUCGCAGCAGAGCUCUCCGUCGAUGGCCGCCAGCCACUACCCGCUCCACUGCCUCCAUUCCGGCUCCCACGCUCACCAGCACGACAACUCUCCGUAUUCAGGCUCAAACUCGUAUAACAGGUCGCUACCAUACUCGUACAUGAGCCAUCCGCACCACAGUCCAUACCUGCCGUCCUACCAUAAUAACGCCGCCGGCACACAGACGAGGUUAGACACAGAACAGCAGAAAACAACAGUGAUUGAAAACGGAGAAAUACGUUUCAACGGGAAAGGCAAGAAGAUUCGAAAGCCGAGGACGAUUUAUUCCAGUUUGCAGCUUCAGGCAUUAAACCACAGAUUCCAGCAAACCCAGUAUCUUGCUCUGCCGGAGCGCGCGGAGCUGGCGGCUUCCCUCGGGCUCACACAGACACAGGUAAAAAUCUGGUUCCAGAACAAAAGGUCGAAGUUUAAGAAGCUGCUGAAGCAAGGCAGUAAUCCCCAUGAGAGUGACCCGCUGCCGGGCUCCAUCGCUCUGUCCCCGCGCUCUCCGGCCAUCCCUCCCAUAUGGGACGUGUCCGCGUCUUCCAAGGGAGUGAAUAUGUCUGCCAACAGCUACAUGCCCGGCUACUCACACUGGUACUCCUCACCUCAUCAGGACUCUAUGCAGAGAUAGGCUGCGAAUCAUUGGCGGUAUAGGCCCGAGGCCUCGUCGCUGACCCUCGUUUAGUUUCUCCCAGCGCAGUGAUAACAACAGUGACCCACAUUGCCAUCUGUAAAAUACAAACUGAGGACAUUUUUCCUGUGGGAAGUUUCAUGUGAAGGAUAAACAAUGAUCUCUUGCGUGGCGGACAGUGGAUCUAAACUCAAAUGGGAUUGAUUUAACAACCCGCCAGUUAUAUCUGUUGACUUGUAAACCAAACACAUAGCUCCAUCACCAGCAUGGGACAAAAGUGGAAGCGGAAAGAAACACUGACGCCUUUUCAAAUAACCCAUGUGUCACAUGUGAAAACGAACUAAAAAAAAUUUGCGGUCUUUGCGUUAUGAUUACAUGUUUUUCAUCAAGCAAAAGAAAGCAAAUCGCUUGUAAAUAUGUUGUCUAAUUUUAGUUGUAAAAUACUUUUUAUGUUUUGUCAUAAAUCGAGUAAAAAAACAUGGCUUCAAACAA
Messenger RNA from Ictalurus punctatus (channel catfish), 2684 nucleotides. RefSeq names its product distal-less homeobox 6a (gene dlx6a). The transcript has 3 exons. The record is from RefSeq and is a predicted model, not a curated record. NCBI's taxonomy places the organism in Eukaryota, Metazoa, Chordata, Actinopteri, Siluriformes, Ictaluridae. Gene Ontology annotation, biological process: cell differentiation; embryo development; regulation of transcription by RNA polymerase II. Gene Ontology annotation, molecular function: DNA-binding transcription factor activity, RNA polymerase II-specific; RNA polymerase II cis-regulatory region sequence-specific DNA binding. Bases 1455 to 2192 code for a protein of 245 amino acids.